This is a messenger RNA of Caenorhabditis remanei, 855 nucleotides long. RefSeq lists its product as uncharacterized. The coding region runs from base 1 to 855 and encodes 284 amino acids. Lineage: Eukaryota; Metazoa; Nematoda; Chromadorea; Rhabditida; Rhabditidae. The transcript has 2 exons. The record is from RefSeq and is a predicted model, not a curated record. Gene Ontology annotation, molecular function: structural constituent of cuticle.
AUGUGGAAAUUCGUGAUUGGAAGUGUCUCGACGACCGCCUUCUUGGCAACACUUUGCACUAUUUAUUAUUCGGUUUCGAUGCUCGAUGAGCUGGAUUCAUUCCGUGGAAGAAUCAGAGGGGAACUCGAGGAUUGGAAGGAGGUAAGUGAUGACACGUGGCAUAGAUUGAAUGAUAUGACGUCGAGAAGUGCACCAAAGAAAACGAAUAUUCUCAAAGAGUUUUUGAGAGGAAAGAGAAGCGACGGGAAUGGAGAUCAGUGCAACUGCGCUGAGCCAACCAAGAACUGUCCAGCCGGACCAGCCGGAGAGAAGGGAACUCCAGGAAAUCCAGGACAACCAGGACCAGAUGGAGUCGAUGGAGACAAUGGAAUCGACGGAGAAGUUGUUGAGCACGAGAUGCCAGAUACCAAAGAGUGCAUCAAGUGUCCAGCCGGUCCACCAGGUCCACCAGGACCUCCAGGACCACUUGGUCCACGUGGAGAAAAGGGAUCAGAAGGACCACGUGGAGCACUCGGAGAUCAAGGAGAAACUGGACCAAUUGGAGAGAUUGGAGACCAGGGACCAGCUGGAUUCCCAGGAAGACAAGGAGCCAAAGGACCAGCUGGACAGCCAGGAACCAUUGCAACCGUCGGAUUGGCUGGACGUUCUGGACCACAAGGACCACUCGGAGAGGCUGGAUCUCAAGGAGAGCCAGGAGUCGAUGGAAAGGAUGGAGCUGUUGGAGAGCCGGGAAGAAAGGGAGAAAAUGGAAGAGCUGGAAAACGUGGAAAGGACGGAGUUGCGGGAGUGCCAGGAACACGUGGAAAGUUGGGAGAGGACGCUGGAUACUGUACAUGCCCACCAAGAACCGCUUAA